UCAAAUCGAGGCAUAAACGAAAACAUAACCACGAGGACCCAGUGAAGCUUUCAGCCGAGGGAAUAUUUUGUACUACAAUCAUGACUGAAGAAGUAAAUCCUAAAGCUUACCCAUUAGCUGACCCUAACUUGACACAGAAAAUAUUAGACUUGGUUCAGAAAGCAGCCAGCUGUAAAGAAUUAAGGAAAGGAGCCAAUGAAGCUACAAAGACAUUAAACAGAGGAAUAUCAGAGUUUAUUGUGAUGGCUGCAGAUGCUGAACCUUUGGAGAUUUUGUUACAUCUUCCUUUACUGUGUGAAGACAAGAAUGUACCGUAUGUGUUCAUAAGGUCCAAACAAGCAUUGGGAAGAGCCUGUGGAGUAUCAAGACCUGUUAUCUCCUGUUCUGUCACAGUCAAUGAAGGAUCUAACUUAAGACCACAGAUCCAGACUAUCCAACUGGCCAUUGAGAAGCUUCUCAUAUAGAUAUGUUGUCUGGUGGAAAGAAGGGAAACACAUUUUCUAUAUGAUUAUGAACACUACCUAAAUAAGGAAACUUAUUUUUUAUGACCUUUAUCUUCUGGAUGUCCCAGAUAAGCAACAGAGUCAAUUUAUAUAUUCAAAUCAUGAUGUUGAUUAAAUAUAAAGUAACUGAGUUAUCUCCCAUUGUUCAUAUAAAACUACUGAGUUGUCAAACGUUUGUACUCAAACUCUUCACAAUUUAUCAAAUCUCAAAGGAAGCAGUGUUCAAUUUCAUUCAUUCUAAUCAUUUUCAUAUUUUAUCAUUUUAUAGUGUACUCUUUUACUUCAGUGUACACAAAUUUUGUUAUAGGAAACAUUGUUAAGGUUUUGUAAAAAUAAAAUGUCAUAAUCAUA
Molecule: messenger RNA, 854 nt
Organism: Mytilus californianus (California mussel)
Lineage: Eukaryota; Metazoa; Mollusca; Bivalvia; Mytilida; Mytilidae
Product: NHP2-like protein 1
Exons: 5
Coding region: 81-464 (127 amino acids)
Biological process (GO): mRNA splicing, via spliceosome; maturation of SSU-rRNA; ribosome biogenesis
Cellular component (GO): precatalytic spliceosome; small-subunit processome; box C/D methylation guide snoRNP complex
Molecular function (GO): RNA binding
Source: RefSeq, a predicted model, not a curated record